Sus scrofa (pig) is the source of this 991-nucleotide messenger RNA. It is a transcript of the gene AKR1C2, whose product is annotated as putative aldo-keto reductase family 1 member C2. Gene Ontology annotation, molecular function: oxidoreductase activity. NCBI's taxonomy places the organism in Eukaryota, Metazoa, Chordata, Mammalia, Artiodactyla, Suidae. The record is from RefSeq and is marked provisional.
ACCUUGCUCCUCCUACACAAUGUCUGCUAACAUUGGACAGUGCAGUUGGGUGGCUCCCUUCCAACCAUUCAUAACCUGAAGGCAGAAGGAAAAAACAGAAUGUGCUUCAUCAGAGAAGCAACAAACAAUGGAUCCCAAAAGCCAGUGUCUGGAGCUUAAUGACGGUCACCUCAUUCCUGUACUGGGAUUUGGCACGUAUGCACCUGAAGAGGUUCCCAAGAGUGAAGCUCUGGAGGCCACCAAAUAUGCCAUAGAAGUUGGGUUCUGUCACAUUGAUGGUGCUCAUUUAUACCAAAAGGAAGAGCAGGUUGGACAGGCCAUUCGAAGCAAGAUUGCAGAUGCUGUGAAGAGAGAAGACAUAUUCUACACGUCAAAGCUUUGGGCCACUUUCCUUCGACCAGAGUUGGUCCAACCAGCCUUGGAAAAGUCCCUGAAGAAUCUCCAACUGGACUAUGUGGAUCUCUAUAUUAUUCAUUUUCCAGUGGCUCUGAAGCCAGGGGAUGAGCUUCUUCCAAGAGAUGAAAAUGGAAAAAUAAUAAUGGACACGGUGGAUUUCUGCCAUACGUGGGAGGCCUUGGAGAAGUGUAAGGACGCAGGACUGACCAAGUCCAUCGGCGUGUCCAACUUUAACCACCAACAGCUGGAGAGGAUCCUGAACAAGCCAGGGCUCAAGUACAAGCCCGUCUGCAACCAGGUGGAAUGUCAUCCUUAUUUCAACCAGAGCAAGCUGCUGGAUUUCUGCAAGUCAAAUGACAUUGUUUUGGUUGCCAAUGCUGCCCUGGGAUCCCAGCGAUUAAAAGGAUGGGUGAACCUAAACCACCCAGUUCUCUUGGAAGACCCAGUUCUUCAUGCCAUUGCCAAAAAGCACAAGCAAACCUCAGCCGUAAUUGCUCUUCGCUACCAGCUGCAGCGUGGAGUUGUGGUCCUGGCCAAGAGUUAGAAUAAGAAGCGGAUCAAAGAAAACCUGCCCAGGUUUUUGACUUUGAAUUGA